Molecule: messenger RNA, 390 nt
Organism: Marasmius oreades (fairy-ring Marasmius)
Lineage: Eukaryota; Fungi; Basidiomycota; Agaricomycetes; Agaricales; Marasmiaceae
Exons: 2
Coding region: 1-390 (129 amino acids)
Source: RefSeq, a predicted model, not a curated record
AUGCGUCUCGGGUUGUGGGCUGUCGCCUUACAGGUAUCCAUCGUCCUCGCAGUUCCUCUUGCAGGGCCAACGGUCAAGCUUGACUCCGCUACGGUCACUGGCACAUCAUCCGGAAGAGUCUCAAGUUUCUUAGGGAUUCCUUUCGCCAAACCACCGAUUGGGGACAGACGAUUCCGUCUUCCUGAAUCAAUCGACCCAUAUUCGACUUCCUUCAGUGCGAUUUCUAUGGGUCCAGCCUGUCCUCAACAAUCAAUGAAACUGCCUAUUCUCACCGGACUCCCCGCUGAUGCGGUCAAUUUUGUCGUGAACUCGAUUGUUCAAGCCGUUGUCCCAGACGAUGAAGAUUGUACGGACAUUGGGUUCCUUGAACAGAUAUUCUCACCCGCUUAA